UUUACUUACCACUCCGUCUCGAUUAUGUGCUCAGAAAUAACACUUUAAACCUCUGCUUGAUACAGUCUAUGCUUGAUACUCAUACUGCCUGCGUUAUCUGACAGUGACAAAACAAUCCGACCCCCAUGCACAGCGCCGACCCUUUCACCGGCCAAGAGUAUCUGGGGAACAGUCUUGGAUGGAACACGUGGUGACCUAUAUCAGGAUAGAGGCUUCUGCUGUCUUCUGCUACGGAACGAGGAGGAUGGUCUUUGUCCUACAUGUGAUUGUCAUGUCUUCGGCGUUUUUCAAUCCCAGUUUUGCCUUCAGCUCCCACUUCGAUACAGAUGGGGCUCCGCUGAGCGAGCUGUCGUGGCCUUCAUCUCUGGCCGUUGUAGCUGUCUCCUUCUCUGGCCUCUUCACCUUCGUCUUCCUCAUGCUGGCCUGCCUCUGCUGCAAGAAGGGCGACAUUGGCUUCAAGGAGUUUGAAAACACUGAGGGAGAGGAGUACCAGGCAGAUCUCUCCCUGGCUUCGCCUUCCUCCCAGAAUGGCCCCGAGGUCUACAUCCUUCCCCUCACCGAGGUCUCCCUGCCUGUCUCCAAACAGCCUGGCAGAUCCAUCCAGCUGCUGAAAUCAUCAGACCUCGGCCGCCAUAGUCUACUCUAUCUAAAGGAGAUUGGACAUGGCUGGUUUGGCAAGGUUCUGUUAGGUGAGGUCAAUGCGGGCCUUAGCACCACCCAGGUGGUGGUGAAGGAGCUGAAGGCCAGUGCCAGCGUCCAGGAUCAGAUGCAGUUCCUGGAGGAGGUGCAGCCAUACCGAACCCUGCAGCACUCGGCCCUCCUGCAGUGCCUGGCUCAGUGCUCGGAGGUCACUCCUUAUCUGCUGGUCAUGGAGUUCUGCGUUCUGGGUGAUCUGAAGAGCUACCUUCGCAGUUGUCGGGUGGCUGACUCUGAGACUCCUGACCCUUUGAUCCUCCAGCGACUGGCAUGUGACAUUGCCUCGGGGCUACUGCAACUCCACAAAUACAACUUCAUACACAGGUGCAGUUUGCCAGUCACUCCAGCUCUAUUUACCUCCAUCGCCCUGUAUGUUUCUGCUCAAGAAAGAAAACUGAAUGCACUGUGUGCCCCCUGCUGGCCUCUCCCUGCAACAACAUCCUG
Messenger RNA from Notothenia coriiceps (black rockcod), 1140 nucleotides. RefSeq names its product serine/threonine-protein kinase LMTK1-like. Gene Ontology annotation, molecular function: ATP binding; protein tyrosine kinase activity. The annotation marks the transcript as partial. The transcript has 8 exons. Lineage: Eukaryota; Metazoa; Chordata; Actinopteri; Perciformes; Nototheniidae. The record is from RefSeq and is a predicted model, not a curated record. Gene Ontology annotation, biological process: peptidyl-tyrosine autophosphorylation; brain development.